This is a messenger RNA of Aegilops tauschii subsp. strangulata, 1026 nucleotides long. The record is from RefSeq and is a predicted model, not a curated record. Lineage: Eukaryota; Viridiplantae; Streptophyta; Magnoliopsida; Poales; Poaceae.
AUGCCCCCGACGCCCUGCGCCCGCCCGUCGCCGUCCACCGCCGCCUGGAGCUCCGCGAGCCCCACCGGAGCCACCCCGUCGCCCCCUUGCCGUCACCAUCGCCUGGAGGACCACCUCGCCGGCCUGCUUCCUCCUCCCCGCCGGCCUGCCUCCACUCCAUCCGCGUCAUCCCCGACGACCUCCUCGCCCCCCGCUGCCCCGUACCCCUACAACUCCCCCCGAGCUCCCCCCUCUCCUCCUCCGCUCUCUCUCUCUCGCACCCGCCCGUGCGACCACGUCGCCGCGCCCCUGCUCCUGGCCGUGCCGACGCGCGCGCGUGAACCGCGCCCGUGGCGACCCCCAUCGCGCCCUUGGGCCGCGCUGAUGUCGCCUCCCCACUCCGUCGCUCCGGCCAUCCUCGCCUUCUCGCACCACCACCGCGGCCAUCUACGCGCGUGCGCGUCCGGCGCCCGCACUCACGGCGCCCCGCCCACGCGGCCUUGCGCCUUGCUGCCGCUUGUGCGGUGGCCGCCGGCGCCUACCUCGCUCCCCCGCACCUGCCGAAGGCCGCCACUGCUCGUCUCGCCGGCAUGUGUGCCCUACAGCUCCCCGCACCCGGCGCUGCUCCUGACGUCGCCGACCACCGAGGCCCCCAGGCGCGCUCGCCCUCGCCUCUCCUGGCGUCGGCCCGACGCCGCCGUCGAUCCCCGCGGCCACUACGACGGGUCCCCCUCCCGCCUCUGCGCGAAUGCCCCCGACGCCCUGCGCCCGCCCGUCGCCGUCCACCGCCGCCUGCAGCUCCGCGAGCCCCACCGGAGCCACCCCGUCACCCCCUUGCCGUCACCAUCGCCUGGAGGACCACCUCGCCGGCCUGCUUCCUCCUCCCCGCCUGCCUGCCUCCACUCCAUCCGCGUCGUCCCCGAUGACCUCCUCGCCCCCCCGUUGCCCCGUACCCCUACAACUCCCCCCGUGAGCUCCCCCCUCUCCUCCUCCACUCUCUCUCUCGCACCCGCCCGUGAGACCACGUUGCAGCGCCCCUGCUCCUAG